Molecule: messenger RNA, 1752 nt
Organism: Aspergillus niger
Lineage: Eukaryota; Fungi; Ascomycota; Eurotiomycetes; Eurotiales; Aspergillaceae
Exons: 8
Coding region: 1-1752 (583 amino acids)
Biological process (GO): transmembrane transport
Molecular function (GO): transmembrane transporter activity
Source: RefSeq, a predicted model, not a curated record
AUGCUGACAGAAGCCCAAGGUGCUGGCAUCGAGAAGAACCCACGCAGGGGGGAGGCGCACAGUCUAUACGGUCAACACGCAGGGACACGAGCACGCCGUACAGGUGCUUCGACCAAUCCCCGAGACGCCGUUAAUAUAGCGGUCGCCGUAACAGGCUCUCCUAUUGAACAGCAUGGGCCUCUGGAUGCGACACUAUCCGCGCAGGAUGACAGGUGGUCCCGAUCAUUCGGGGAACCCGAGGGCCACAUCCCGGGAUGGAGUGGCGUUCCAACUCCAGUCACUACCUUAUUCAAGGAGAUUCCGGACGUUUUAGCCCAUGUGAUGAUGGCAUGGAUUGUGUGGGGUAAACCUGGAUACAAGAUGGCAUCCCAAAUAGAUCCUAGGUCAGGGAUAGCGACCGGCUUCGACAACCUUGCGGCCGAUCUCCAUGUCGGAUACCAGAAACUCGCUGACUUAGUCUCUUGGUCCGUCUUGUCUAUGGGUCUAGCAAACCUGGUCUGGAUGCCGCUGGCACUAUGCUUCGGAAAGCGCCCGGUUGUACUCGUGUCCAUGGCUAUGUUUGUCGCUGGGAUAAUCUGGACAGUCGUCGCGAAGGACUACAAUAGCUUGAUGGGAGCUAGGGUUUUUGCUAGUUUUGGCUAUGGAUCGAUCGAGUCACUGGGCCCUAGUAUUCUUGCUGACAUGUUCUACGAACGCAACUACUCCAGUGCAAUGGCAAUUUACGCUCUCUUCCUCUCGGCCGGCUCCCAAGUCGGUCCCCUCAUCGCUGGUUACCUGGUGGCUGCCCGUGGCUGGCGCUGGUUCUUCAUCCUGUGUCUCAUUGUUGCUGCAGUCAAUCUCGUGACAACCUUCUUCUUUCUCCCAGAGACGCUAUACGAGCGUGGACCCGAGGAGCAAUUGGAUGUUGACGAUGAAGAGAAGGCCGAGGCCUAUCAAAGCCACAUCGAAUCCGUACCCGAAGUCAACGCCUGGCGGCGCCAGCAGCAACAAGAACAAUUUUCCUACGGAGGGUAUUGGAAGAGCUUGUUCAAAGUCGGUCUAUCAGAUGCAGCAAAGGAGAAUGGUGUCUUCAAGCAUCUGGCUCAGCUGUUCUGGCUGCCACUGCCCAUGCUUCUAGUCCCGGGAGUCUUAAUAGCUGCGAUGAUGUAUGGUGUUGUGUUAGGAGGAGUGGUCUCUAUAUCCACCCUUUCUGCCAACAUCUUCUCCCCUCCGCCAUAUAGUUUUUCCUCUGCUGCCCUCGGCCUCUGGACACUUGGCAGCUUCGUCGGUAUUCUUGUCGUGUGGCCGAUCGCGGGCCCUUUGACCGACGCUCUCUCUAGCUAUCUCCGAAAACGCAACAACGGCGUCCACAAGCCUGAGCAUCGGGUCCCGGCCCUCAUUAUCCCGUUCGUCAUUACCCCACUCGGUCUGGUUAUCUUUGGAUACACGGUCUCCCGCCACAUGCAGUAUGUGAUACCAGCAGUAGGCUCGGCCAUGUCCGCAGCAGGGUUGACGCUAGUCCCUUCGGUGAUGUUGUCAUAUGUCGUUGACUCAUACCCGCACACCAGUGGCGAGGCGCUAGUGUUGGUGAACACUAGCAAGAACGUGGUUGCUUUCGGGUUGAGCAAGGGAUCAGUGAGCUGGAUGACCACUCAAGGGGUUGAUAAGAUGUUCUAUGAGUUCGCCGCUGUGCAAUGGGCGGUCCUCGCUUUGGGAUUGCCACUAUAUUUCUUCGGGCCGUGGAUCAGGAAGAGAACUUCCAAGUACUUCUAA